AAUAAUAAAAGUCAGAUAAAUGGUUUUAAAAAUAAGAAAAAUUAUUGAACACCGAACCAACGCCACCAUGAAGGCUUCACUCUCUUUUUAUCUGUAAUUCAAUCAAAGCUCGAUUCUCGCAAAUUUUCUCGCCCAAAAGCCAUUUCCUUUUUUGUUUUGGGACAAUUGGGUCCGUUUUUUUUUUUUCUUUUACUCUCAGCUGGAUUCCCACCUCGAUUGAUUUCUCUCAACUCUCUCUUAGUUUCAAGACUGAUGGCUAAGAGUUACUUCAAGCAAGAGCAUGAUCUUGAGAAAAGAAAAGCAGAGGCUGCAAGGAUUAGGGAGAAAUAUCCCGAUAGAAUUCCUGUUAUUGUGGAGAAGGCAGAGAGAAGUGACAUCCCUAGCAUUGAUAAGAAGAAAUACCUAGUUCCUGCAGACCUUACCGUGGGACAGUUUGUUUAUGUCAUCCGUAAAAGGAUUAAAUUGAGCCCGGAGAAAGCGAUCUUUAUCUUUGUGGACAAUGUCCUCCCUCCUACAGGAGCAAUCAUGUCUGCAAUAUAUGAAGAGAAGAAGGAUGAAGAUGGAUUUCUCUAUGUUACUUACAGUGGAGAGAACACAUUCGGGUGGUAGCUGGCUUGUGUGAUAGACCUGAUUGUUCUUAGUUUUUCGCUUCAUUGCUAUUGUCGCCAGCAUCGUUGUCACCGUGUUCCACUGUCCUCUCUGCCUCAUCCUUUUGCUGCUCCUUGUUCUUCCAGUUCAAGGAUUUGGGCAAGUGAUGCAUUCUGUACAGCUCUAUAUAAUGAAUAAAAAUUGUGAAAAACAUUUCCGCACCAAAAAGUUCUUGCUUCAAAUAUUGCCUUUAUAAUUCCUUUUGCCCCUAAUUUUUUGUGGGGGUUUUUCUUCUGUUUAUAUGCUUGUAAAGAUAAAAUCUCGUACAGAAAACCCUUUUCUUCUCAUUAGAAAGAUAUUCCAUCUACUCUUAUAAUAACCCCCCUAAUACAAUUCUCAUUACUAUUUCUUUUAUUUACAA
Cucumis melo (muskmelon) is the source of this 1009-nucleotide messenger RNA. Its product is annotated as autophagy-related protein 8f. The coding region runs from base 253 to 609 and encodes 118 amino acids. Lineage: Eukaryota; Viridiplantae; Streptophyta; Magnoliopsida; Cucurbitales; Cucurbitaceae. The transcript is spliced from 6 exons. Gene Ontology annotation, biological process: cellular response to nitrogen starvation. The record is from RefSeq and is a predicted model, not a curated record.